AAAAUUUGACAUUGACAGGCGAAAAAUUCUUUCCUUCGUCAAGUCAAUCAAAAUAAAUUCGAACUUAGUGAAAAAAAUACUGUAAAGAUGUCCUUAGCCAAAAUAUUCUCCGUAUCGUCGCGAGUGCGAGCAUCCGGCGCUUGCGGAAUGCUGUCCCGCCAAGCGAACUACAGUUCUAAACCCGAUACUGAACAAGUGUACCCUACAGCUGACGCAGGGUACAAGUAUGUGAACCUCGAUGACCCUAGGAUGACCAUGAAGGCACUGUCGGACCGGGCCGCCCAGACCAUGUUCUGGACUGAGCUGGCCAGAGGGUUUGCUGUUACACUCUCACACAUUUUUAAGGAGCCUGCCACAAUCAACUACCCCUUCGAGAAGGGGCCCCUGUCCCCCCGCUUCCGCGGUGAGCAUGCCCUGAGGCGCUACCCGUCCGGGGAGGAGCGGUGCAUCGCCUGCAAGCUGUGUGAAGCUAUCUGCCCUGCCCAGGCUAUCACUAUUGAGGCUGAGGAGCGUAAGGAUGGCUCGAGAAGGACCACGCGUUACGACAUCGACAUGACCAAGUGCAUCUACUGUGGAUUCUGCCAGGAGGCGUGUCCUGUGGACGCGAUCGUGGAGGGUCCCAACUUCGAGUUCUCGACCGAAACCCACGAGGAGCUUCUCUACAACAAGGAGAAACUCCUCUCCAACGGAGACAAGUGGGAGAGCGAGAUAGCAACUAACAUCAAGGCCGAUCAUUUGUACCGCUAGAUGAGAGAGAAAGAGAUGUGAGUUGUAAUACAACAUGAGGUAUUUUUGGUCUUCUUCUUCGACAUCUAGUAUUUUUAACAGCGCAGUUAUAGUUGUUAACUUUUACUUUAAACUGUGUAAUUUGUGUAUACAUACAAUAAAGUGUUUAAAUAAAUAAAUAUAGUGAUCUACUUAUAAUAAGCUAUAUAAUACGUAAUGAAAUUUCAAAUAUUCUUAGAUGUUUAAGCAAAAAUGUCUUGUGUUUUAUUGCAACUUUUGUAGUGUAAAUAAAUAAAAUGGAUAACUUGUUGACUUUUAAAUUGUUAUUGGGAUAAAAUUAACUACCUAUGUCAAGAACAAUGUUAAAAGUUAAGUAGGAAUAAUUUAAAUUAUUCUUUUGUGAUAAAUAAAAAUCUAUUAUAUCUCA
This is a messenger RNA of Plutella xylostella (diamondback moth), 1153 nucleotides long. RefSeq names its product NADH dehydrogenase (ubiquinone) Fe-S protein 8 (gene Ndufs8). Gene Ontology annotation, biological process: mitochondrial respiratory chain complex I assembly; mitochondrial electron transport, NADH to ubiquinone. Gene Ontology annotation, cellular component: respiratory chain complex I; membrane. The record is from RefSeq and is a predicted model, not a curated record. Lineage: Eukaryota; Metazoa; Arthropoda; Insecta; Lepidoptera; Plutellidae. Gene Ontology annotation, molecular function: NADH dehydrogenase activity; 4 iron, 4 sulfur cluster binding.